UUGGCUGCAGUCUACAUGUUCCACUGUUACACCAACAGGAAGGAGAAGGUUCUGGAAGACUUCCUGGGAAAAGACUGGAAAGAUGAGGGGAGAGACACUCUGGAUGUGUUCCUGAAGAGAGUCAUGGAGAAAUCCCUGAGAAGUAAAAAUGGUCACCUGGACCUGUUUGUUCGCUUCCUUCAUGGCCUCUGUCUGGAGUCCAACCAGAGACUCUUAGGAGGUCUGCUGGAUCAGACAGAGAACCAUCCAGAAAUGAUCCAGAGAGUCAUCGACAACCUGAAGAAGAUGAACAGUGAUGAAAUGUCUCCAGACAGAAGCAUCAACAUCUUCCACUGUCUGAUGGAGAUGAAGGAUCUCUCAGUACAUCAGGAGAUCCAAGAGUUCCUUCAGUCAAAGAACAGAUCAGGGAAAUUCCUCUCUGAGAUCCACUGCUCAGCUCUGGCCUACAUGCUGCAGAUGUCAGAGGAGGUUCUGGAUGAGUUGGACCUGAACAAGUACAGAACAUCAGAUGAGGGAAAACGGAGGCUGAUUCCAGCUGUGAGGAACUGCAGAAAGGCUCGACUUUCUAACUGUGGACUCUCAGAGAGUCACUGUGAAGUCGUGGCCUCAGCUCUGAAGUCCAACCCCUCCCAUCUGAUAGAACUGGACCUGAGCUGGAACAACCUGCAGGAUUCAGGAGUGAAGCAUCUUUGUGAUGGACUGCAGAGUCCAAACUGUAAACUGGAGACUCUCAGACUUUCUAACUGUGGACUCUCAGAGAGUCACUGUGAAGUCGUGGCCUCAGCUCUGAAGUCCAACCCCUCCCAUCUGAUAGAACUGGACCUGAGCUGGAACAACCUGCAGGAUUCAGGAGUGAAGCAUCUUUGUGAUGGACUGCAGAGUCCAAACUGUAAACUGGAGACUCUCAGACUUUCUGACUGUGAACUCUCAGAGAGUCACUAUGAAGUCGUGGCCUCAGCUCUGAAGUCCAACCCCUCCCAUCUGAUAGAACUGGACCUGAGUGGAAACAACCUGCAGGAUUCAGGAGUGAAGCAUCUUUGUGAUGGACUGCAGAGUCCAAACUGUAAACUGGAGACUCUCAGAUUGAUUGGCUGCAGGUUGUCAGAGAUCAGCUGUGAUUCUCUGGUCUCAGCUCUGAAGUCCAACCCCUCCCAUCUGGAACAUCUGGACCUGAGUGGAAACAACCUGCAGGAUUCAGGAGUGAAACAUCUGAGUGGUUUUCUGGAGAGUCCAGACUGCAUCCUGAAGACUCUGGGAUUGAAGAGCUGCAGGUUGUCAGAGAUCAGCUGUGAUUCUCUGGUCUCAGCUCUGAAGUCCAACCCCUCCCAUCUGGAACAUCUGGACCUGAGCUGGAACAACCUGAAGGAUUCAGGAGUGAAACAUCUGAGUGGUUUUCUGGAGAGUCCAGACUGCAUCCUGAAGACUCUGGGAUUGUGGCGCUGCAGUUUGUCAGAGAUCAGCUGUGAUUCUCUGGUCUCAGCUCUGAAGUCCAACCCCUCCCAUCUGGAACAUCUGGACCUGAGCUACAACAACCUGCAGGAUUCAGGAGUGAAACAUCUGAGUGGUUUUCUGGAGAGUCCAGACUGCAUCCUGAAGACUCUGAGAUUGAUUCGCUGCAGUUUGUCAGAGAUCAGCUGUGAUUCUCUGGUCUCAGCUCUGAAGUCCAACCCCUCACAUCUGGAACAUCUGUACCUGAGAGGAAACAAGCUGAAGGAUUCAUCAGUGAAACAUCUGUUAGAUCUUGUGGAGAGUCCAGACUGCAUCCUGAAGACUCUGAUGUCAGUAGAAGAUGGAAGUGAUGCUGAUCAGGACGGUGUUUGUGCUGAGAGGAUGAAGUGUGUCCUGAUGAUCCAGAUGUUGAAGCAGCAGCAGCUGGUGUGUAGAGACUCUGACUGGACCAUGUUACUGCACUGUAAAACAUCAGGAAUUCAUUCAGUCAAAUCAACUCAUCUGUUCUAGUUUACUUUAGAGAAAUACAGGAGUUUUACUAAUUACUAAUUAUUUCAACUUAAAAUGUCUCAUUUUUCUUUUCAAACCACUUUAGAACUAAAAACAUGAAUUUGUAGAACUUGAGGCAUUUUUUCUUCAAAUAUUGAGUUGAAUGAAUGAACAGCUCAGAGUUCACUCAACUCAUUAAAUUAAGUUCACAAGAAACAAAACAAACACAGAUUUCCCCGUUAAUGUUCACAUGAUACCAUGACUGUAAAAAAUGAUCAUUAUUUUACAACCAGUUCUGUUUGUUUUGUUCAAUUACAAACAAUAUCUAGUAAAAUCCCAGAAAAGUAUUAACUUCCAUGUUCAACUGUAAAUAAUGUCCACAUCAAUAGGGUUAGGUAUUUUAAUAAAUAGUCAUUUGUUCUUUAACAACAUUUUUACUUUAUUUUAAUCAGCAACAAGUCACAUUAUUUUACAGAUAUUUGUCCUCAUUUUAAAGACUAUUUAUGUUUAUUAAAGAUUGAAAAUGAGAAAUAUUUUGACACUUAAUUUACAUUUUUGCUGUGUUUUGUUAAAUUACAGAUAAUCUGGAAUAAAAUGACAGAAAAAAUGUUCAUUUAUUCAGAAUGUUUGCUGUAAAAAACUGUAGAAUAAUGUGAACAUUAAAAUUCACUAUUUUAAUAAAUGUUCAUUUGUUCUUUUAUACCAUUUAACUCUCACACUCUUGUUUAUUGACUUUAAAUCAGCAAAAAAUAUCAUUUUUCCAGAAUCUGAAGGACAAACUAUGUAUAUGUAUACGAUAUAUAUUAAUUCUAUUAAAGGCAGAAAUGAUUCCAAAGCA
Acanthochromis polyacanthus (spiny chromis) is the source of this 2776-nucleotide messenger RNA. Its product is annotated as ribonuclease inhibitor-like. The record is from RefSeq and is a predicted model, not a curated record. Lineage: Eukaryota; Metazoa; Chordata; Actinopteri; Pomacentridae. The coding region runs from base 16 to 1959 and encodes 647 amino acids. Gene Ontology annotation, molecular function: protein binding. The transcript is spliced from 9 exons.